UCCGCUCUCACCUUACCUGGUGCUGGUACUUUGAGAGCCUCCCUCAGAUGGGCUCCAGUGGGUGUUCGGGACGGUGGUGUGCGAGUGUUAGUCUGUGAAUUUUGUCGACGAGUCUGCAUCUAUAUAGCGUUAGUUUAUACACUGUGAGCACCACACAACGACGACAUGCCUGGUCACGUCAAGAAAAGCACGGGCCCCGAUCCCGACCCCACUGAAUUCUUGUUCAUCUCAAUGGAACAGAAAAUGAAGGACCAGAGCAAACCUUACGAUCCGAAAAAAUCUUGCUGGGUGCCACACGACAAGGAGGGCUUCAUCGAGGGUGACAUGCAGGGCACUAAGGGCGACUUGAUCACCGUUUACGCAGGUGGUGAGACCAAGGACUGGAAGAAGGACCUCGUUGGACAAGUCAACCCUCCCAAGUUCGAGAAAUGCGAGGACAUGUCCAACUUGACUUAUCUUAAUGAUGCCUCCGUCCUGUACAACUUAAAGAGCCGUUACGUCGCCAAGCUCAUCUACACCUACUCUGGUCUCUUCUGUAUCGCCGUCAACCCCUACAAGCGGUACCCCAUCUACACCAACCGUACGGUCAAGAUCUACCAGGGUAAGAGGCGUAAUGAAGUGCCUCCUCAUCUCUUCGCUAUUGCCGACGGUGCCUACAUGAACAUGAGGCAACUUGCAGAGAACCAGUCCAUGCUCAUCACCGGUGAGUCUGGUGCUGGUAAAACAGAGAACACCAAGAAGGUACUCUCCUACUUCGCUAACGUCGGCGCCACCACCAAGAAGAAGGGCGAGGCAGAAAAACCUAACCUCGAGGAUCAGAUUGUCCAAACCAACCCAGUAUUGGAAGCCUUCGGUAACGCCAAGACUGUCCGUAAUGACAACUCCUCCCGCUUCGGUAAGUUCAUCCGUAUCCACUUCCAACCCAAUGGCAAGCUGUCCGGUGCUGAUAUUGAGGUCUACCUGCUGGAGAAGGCUCGUGUCAUCUCUCAGCAGUCCCUCGAGCGAUCCUACCAUAUCUUCUACGAGAUGAUGUCCGACCAGAUUAAGGAGAUCAAGCCCACGUGUUUCCUUAGUGACGACAUCUACGAUUAUCACUACGUGUCUCAGGGCAAGGUCACCGUCCCCUCCAUUGAUGACGGCGAGGACAUGCAGUUCUGUCACGACGCCUUCGACGUCCUGGGCUUCUCCAAGCAAGAAGUUGAGGACGUCUACAAAGCCACUGCCUCUGUCAUGCACCUGGGUGAAAUGAAGUUUAAGCAGAGAGGACGCGAGGAGCAGGCUGAAGCCGACGGUACUGAGGUUGGUCACAAGGUCGCCAAGCUGCUGGGCACUGAUGGUGAUGACCUGUACAGGAACAUUACCAAGCCCAAGAUCAAGGUCGGUGCCGAGUUCGUAGCCAAGGGCAUGAACGUGAACCAGUGUUAUUACUCCAUCGGUGCCUUGGCUAAGGGUCUCUUCGAUCGCGUCUUCAAGUUCCUGGUACAAAAGUGUAACGUGACUCUUGAGACUGGCCUGAAGCGAGCUUCAUUCAUCGGUGUGCUUGAUAUUGCCGGCUUCGAGAUUUUCGACUACAACGGCUUCGAGCAGAUCUGCAUCAACUUCUGUAACGAGAAGCUGCAGCAGUUCUUCAACCAUCACAUGUUUGUGCUGGAGCAGGAGGAAUACAAGAAGGAAGGCAUCAACUGGGUCUUCGUGGACUUCGGUAUGGAUCUGCAAGCCUGCAUCGAGCUCUUUGAAAAGAAAAUGGGUGUCUUGUCCAUCCUCGAAGAAGAGUCUAUGUUCCCGAAGGCUACUGACAAGUCUUUCGCUGAGAAGUUGAACGCGAACCACCUUGGCAAGUCCCCUGUGUUCGUCAAGCCUAAGCCACCAAAGCCUGGUCAGCCUGACUCUCACUUCGCCAUUGUUCACUACGCUGGUACUGUCAGCUACAACCUGAGUGGCUGGCUCGAGAAGAACAAGGAUCCCCUCAACGACACUGUUGUUGACCAGCUCAAGAAGUCCAACAACGAACUUGUCGUUACGAUCUUCGCUGACCAUCCCGGCCAGUCUGGAAGUGGUGAUACUAAAGGCGGUCGCGGAGGAAAAUCUGGUUCUUUCAAGACCGUGUCGUCUGGAUACAGGGACCAGUUGAGCAACCUGAUGAGGACCCUCAACUCUACUCACCCUCAUUUCAUCCGUUGUAUCGUCCCCAACGAGACCAAGUCUCCUGGUGUGACUGACGCCGCCCUGAUCAUGCACCAGCUGACCUGUAACGGUGUACUUGAGGGUAUCCGUAUCUGCCGCAAGGGCUUCCCCAACAGGAUGUUGUAUCCUGACUUCAAGAACCGCUACAAGAUUUUGGCCUCUCAGGAGAUGGCUGCAAUCCCUGACGAUAAAAAGGCCGCCAAGGUUUGCUUCGACAAGGCUGGUCUGGACGAGGAACUUUACCGCCUUGGUAAUACUAAGGUGUUCUUCCGCGCUGGUGUCCUGGGUACUUUGGAGGAAAUUCGUGACGACCGCCUCGGCAGAAUGGUCGCCUGGCUACAGGCUUGGAUCCGUGGGUUUAUUGGCCGAAAGGAAUACAAAAAGCUCCAGGAGCAGCGCCUCUCUCUUGAAGUUGUUCAGCGUAGUCUAAGGAAGUUCCUGAAGAUGCGUACCUGGCCUUGGUUUAAUCUCUGGCAGAGGGUCAAACCCCUCCUCAACGUCACUCGUGUCGAGGAUGAGAUGCGCGCUCUUGAGGAGAAAGCUGCCAAGGCUUUGGGGGAACUCGAAAAUGAGUCCAAGCUGCGUAAGGAGCUUGAGGCAGCCAAUCUUCUGCUCCUCGAGGAAAAGAAUAAUCUUUUGCUUACACUGGAAAGCAGCAAAGGCAAUAUGAGCGAAUUCUUGGAGAAGCAAGCUAAACUACAAACCCAGAAGAGAGACCUUGAAUCUCAGCUUGAAGACACUGCUGAACGUCUACAAAAAGAACAAGAGGACAGGAGUGCACUGUAUCAAAGCAAAAAGAAAGUGGAACAUGACAUCCAAGUCUUAAAAAAAGAAAUUGAGGAUCUGGAGGCGACCGUCCACAAGGAACAAGGAGAAAAAGCAGGGAAGGAUCACGCGAUCAACACCCUCACGGAAGAGAUCUCCCACCAGGAAGAACUUAUCAACAAAGUAAAGAAAGAGAAGAAACACCUUCAGGAGAUCAAUCAAAAGUCUGCCGAGGACAACCAGAGUGUCGAGGAUAAGUGUAAUCAUCUCAACACUGUUAAGGGUAAACUCGAGCAACACCUUGAUGAACUUGAGGAUUCUCUUGAACAUGAGAAGAAGUUGCGAGUCGAUGUUGAAAAAGUGAAGAGGAAAACGGAGAGUGACCUGAAACUCACCCAGGAAUCUGUCAAGGAACUUGAGCGCAGUCGAAAGGAUCUCGAGCAAGCCAUCGACAGGAAAGAUAGGGACUUUUCCUCUCUUGCCAAAAAACUUGAUGAUGAGCAGCAACUUGUUGUUAAGCAAAAUAAACAAAUCAAAGAAUUGCAGCUCCAAAUUGAGGAGCAAGAGGCAAGAGUCGAACACGAGCGCCAAGCUCGCGCCAAGGCUGAGAAAAAUAAACAAACAGUAUCACGCGAAAUGAGCGAGCUUAGUGAUCGUCUCGAUGAAGCUGCCGGAGCCACGGCGGCACAAAUCGAGCUCAACAAGAAGCGUGAGACUGAGCUAGCCAAGCUCCGCUGUGAAUUUGAAGAGAAUAUCAUUCGACAUAAUUCUACAGUCCACCUUCUCCGCAAGAAGCACAGUGACACUGUGGCUGAUAUGUCUGAACAACUGGAACAUGUCAACAAAGUGAAGGCCAGGUUGGAGAAAGACAAAGAAUUUAUGAAACGUGACGCUGAUGACGCUAAAGCCGCCAUGGACAGACUCGCCAGUGACAAGGUGAGUCAACAUCCAUAA
Molecule: messenger RNA, 3903 nt
Organism: Homarus americanus (American lobster)
Lineage: Eukaryota; Metazoa; Arthropoda; Malacostraca; Decapoda; Nephropidae
Product: myosin heavy chain, muscle-like
Exons: 18
Coding region: 166-3903 (1245 amino acids)
Biological process (GO): actin filament organization; vesicle transport along actin filament
Cellular component (GO): cytoplasm; actin cytoskeleton; vesicle
Molecular function (GO): microfilament motor activity; actin filament binding; ATP binding
Source: RefSeq, a predicted model, not a curated record